Messenger RNA from Microthlaspi erraticum, 540 nucleotides. The record is from the annotation of a GenBank genome assembly. NCBI's taxonomy places the organism in Eukaryota, Viridiplantae, Streptophyta, Magnoliopsida, Brassicales, Brassicaceae.
AUGAAGAAUGAGGAUCUGAAGAUUGUAGCUGAGAAGGCGAGACGCCUGAGACGUGAAGCGAGGAAUCUCGGCGAUGUUUUCAGCAGAGUGGGUGAAGAGCAACGGGAACUUCUGUUGGACGUGUUCAACUCCCAGCAUCAGGAGUGGGUGGAGAGGAAAAACACGAUGAAGCUGGCAUUCGGAUUGCCGCAGGAGGAGGAUGAUGACGAGGGCGAAGAGCCGGACGAUGUUCCGCCUGAGGAUUGGGCUGAAGAGGAGGGUCCGCCUGAGGAUUGGGCUGAAGAGGAGGGUCCGCCGGAGGAAGGGGCUGAAGCCGAGGUUCCCGUGGUGGUGGCGGUUGCGGAAGAGGUUCCCGUGGUGGUGGCGGUUGCGGAAGAGGUUCCCGUGGUGGUGGCGGUUGCGGAAGAGGUUCCCGAGGCGGUGGUGGCGGAGGAAGAGAUAGAGGCGGUGGUGGCGGAGGAAGAGAUAGAGGCGGUGGUGGCUCCGGUUGCGAAUGCUGUGGUUGGGUUGGUUGUGCAGGACGAGGAGAAGGCCGACUAA